ACACGGGGGGGCCGGACGUUCAAAACUGACGCGACUGCAGACCGUCGGGGUUUCAACCCCUCCCUAUAUCGGACGCGCUCUCCCGCUACACACUCGCACUUUGUUGCAGGAAAGUCCCGGCCUAGCCAUGAAACGUCACAGGUAUCCCCGAACGAGACGCGCGAGCUGCGACGGUUUGCUCGACGUAUCGACGACCUGGCGCUUGUAAGGACGACGAAGCCGUCAGCAGCGUACGGCAGCCGAACACAAAGAGCGAUUGCCAGUGGAGCGGUGAUGAUGCAUUGUCUGACGCUGCAAGCCCUGCUAUUGGCCUACCUCGGGGGACUUGCAGCAUGCGGAAAAGAUGCGUCCACCGUCACUUACUUUAUGUUCAGUCAACAGUGGAGCACGGGUUACUGCAGCGCUGCACAUGACAAGUGCAUCAAGGAAAAUGAAAGGAAUUUCUGGACAGUACACGGACUAUGGCCUUCUUCAAACUCCUCAACUCCAGAGUUCUGCAAUCGAACGCUUCGCUACAAUGCAACUGCUCUUGGCCCACUGGUACCACAACUUGACCUGUAUUGGCCAUCUCUGACUAGCAGCAACAAUAAUAUAUUUUGGAAACAUGAAUGGCAAAAGCAUGGCACCUGUGCCACCAUAGUGCCCGAGCUGGAUGGACUCUACAAUUUUUUCAAUGAAACUCUAACCCUGUAUCUGAAGUACAAUAUCACUGAAUAUCUACUGAACAGUGGUGUAGUGCCAACCUCCGAGAAAACAUACCAGCUACAAACAAUUAAAAAUGCCCUGCACGAUGAUAUCAAAGGAGCAGCUAACUUCGUGUGCUACUCAAGCAGGAACUACUCCGCACCCGUCCUGGCCGAGAUUCGAUUCUGCCUCGACUGGCAGCUGCAGCCCAUCGACUGCAAGGCGAAGCACUCCGGCUGUGGUCAAGGCAAUGUCUACUACUUGGCCUUUGACAAAGACGGCGCCAGCUCGCAGACGUCGCCACUUUCGUGGCUCCUUCACUGUAGCUGGCUCUUUGCAGUCAGUGUCAUACCGAUGCCCCUGUACCAGUUACGCUGAGGGCUGCACAAGGCACCGACAAGCAAGGGCUGCACAAGAUAUUCUUACUGGGAGAAUACUGACAGCGAGAGAGUUCCUUCAGGGGGUCACUGAGACGGGGAAGUUAUGC
Rhipicephalus microplus (southern cattle tick) is the source of this 1171-nucleotide messenger RNA. Its product is annotated as ribonuclease Oy. Gene Ontology annotation, cellular component: extracellular region. Gene Ontology annotation, biological process: RNA catabolic process. The record is from RefSeq and is a predicted model, not a curated record. Lineage: Eukaryota; Metazoa; Arthropoda; Arachnida; Ixodida; Ixodidae. Gene Ontology annotation, molecular function: ribonuclease T2 activity; RNA binding.